This is a messenger RNA of Nicotiana tabacum (common tobacco), 1182 nucleotides long. RefSeq lists its product as uncharacterized. The record is from RefSeq and is a predicted model, not a curated record. NCBI's taxonomy places the organism in Eukaryota, Viridiplantae, Streptophyta, Magnoliopsida, Solanales, Solanaceae.
UGGGCUUUGACUAAUCUUAAUGGGAUAAAUCAAUUGAAAGAGAUCUGGUGGAUUACUAAUGGACUGUCCACCAAUGCCACCCCACUUCACUUGGCUGCUGCCGUUUCUUCUCCUUUGCUCCGCCUGAGCAACCUAUCUGCUAAGUUUGCUCGUCUUCAGAUUUUGAUGUUGUUGAUUAUUUACAAGGACAUCCAUCCAAAUGAUAUAGAGCUUGCCGUUAUUCAGAUUCCUCUAGUAGACGUUGCUGUUGAGAAUAAUCCUACUCCUACUCACUCAGACAAGUCGGCAGAGGAUUCAUAUGACUUUUCUCCUACACCUGAUAUCCAGUGUAAGAAGAAACAUGAUGCAAGUGUUGGUCCAUCUUCAUCACCGCCCCAUAAAAAGCGCAAGGAACAGAAUAUUCAUCCCUCAAAUACAGCUCCAGUUGGUGUAUCUGAAAUUGCACAAAAUAUUUUGCAUCACAAUCAACUGGCAGAUUUAAAAAAUGAUGAAGUAUCUUCUUUGAGGAAAGACCUAAAUUCAUUCAAAGAAUACGUUGUGGGCGAGUUCAAGUCUCUGAGAUCAUUAAUCAAUGAUAACUUUAAGAUGCUUGCUGACCAUCUUCAACACAAUCAGCAAAAAGAAAGCUUACACCAGAGAAAGAAAACCACAGGAAGACGUGAUGAUGGUAUUGAAAUGCCAUAUGAAGCCAACUUGCAAGAUAUUCCAAAACGUCACAGACAGAUUGAUACACUAGUCGGCGAUAAUAUUAAGUCAAGAGUGUUGGGGAAUACUACAUCAGAGGUGUCGUACAACACACCACAUAUAGACCAAGAGGGUGUAUCUACAGAUUACUAUGUAUCUCAAUUUGAGCUGGACGACAAGUUUCUUCCCAGUCAAAUUCCAGAAACUAGAAUUGUGAUACACAACAGUGCAAAAAAAGUUGCAUCAACCCCAUUACCAUCUCAUAAGAAUCGGCGACCAAGUACUUCAGUAAAGUUGACCCCCAUUUUUGAAAAAAGACACCCAUUUGAGGAUGAUUCAAUAACGGGGCCGCACCCUACAUUAAUCAUUUAGGAAUACGACAAAUGGGUUCGUGAUGGUCUUCUUGUUAGACAUGAGCAGAAGUGAGUUUUUUCCCGGUAUGUCUAUUACGUAUUUAUAUUUUUAAAAAUGGAUAUAACGUUUUUAUAUCAUACUUGU